UUUCUUAAUUGAAUUUUGAAACUGAAUUCAGAAUUUUAAGAAUUUCAGAUAACAUUGAUUGAUACAAGUUCGACAUGGAUCACGCAGCAGAAGCUUGUCAUACGGAUUUGAUGACCAUCACUCGUUUUGUUCUUAACGAGCAGUCCAGGUACCCAGAAUCACGUGGUGAUUUAACCAUCCUUCUCAGCCACAUUGUUCUUGGUUGCAAGUACGUCUGCUCCGCCGUCAAUAAGGCCGGUCUUGCAAAACUUACCGGACUUGCCGGAGAAACCAACGUUCAGGGUGAAGAGCAAAAGAAAUUGGAUGUGCUCUCAAAUGAAGUAUUCAUCAAUGCUUUAAAAAGCAGUGGCCGAUCGGUAAGUUGUACUCCAUUUGGUCACCACAUGUGGCUCAGAAAAAGCUUGAUGAUUUUUUUCCCUAAAGCUUUGAACCUUCUAUGGCAGUGCAUACUUGUUUCUGAAGAGAUUGAGGAGGCAAUAUUUGUUGAACCCUCAAAACGUGGAAGAUAUAUCGUUGUUUUUGAUCCGCUAGAUGGAUCCUCUAACAUUGACUGCGGUGUUUCCAUUGGAACUAUAUUUGGGAUUUAUAUGAUGAAGGAUAAACAUGAACCAACUUUGGAUGAUGUGUUGCAAUGUGGGACUAGUAUGUUAGCAGCCGGUUACUGCAUGUAUGGAAGCUCUUGCAUGUUUGUGUUGAGCACUGGAUUUGGCAUCAACGGGUUCACACUUGAUCCAUCUCUUGGAGAGUUUAUACUAACCCAUCCAGAGAUCAAGGUCCCAAAGAAAGGAAAGAUCUAUUCAGUAAAUGAAGGAAAUGCCAAGGACUGGGAUGCCCCAACUGCAAAGUACGUGGAAAAAUGCAAGUUCCCUAAAGAUGGUUCAUCACCAAAGUCCCUAAGAUAUGUUGGAAGCAUGGUAGCUGAUAUCCACCGCACAUUGCUUUAUGGAGGUAUCUUCUUAUACCCUGCUGAUACGAAGAACCCUACUGGAAAACUACGUGUUCUCUAUGAAGUUUUUCCGAUGUCAUUCUUGAUGGAACAAGCAGGUGGUCAAUCUUUUACUGGCAAGCAACGGGCACUUGACUUGGUCCCAACGCAGAUCCAUGGCAGGUCUCCUAUAUUCCUUGGGAGCUACGAUGAUGUUGAGGAAAUCAAAGCACUCUACUUUGAAGAAGAGCAGAAAGAAUAAUGUGCAAAUUCCAUUCCCUCUUAGUACUGAUUUUUUUGGAGCGGUUGUGCUACUAUUGAAAUAAAUUUUC
Molecule: messenger RNA, 1257 nt
Organism: Telopea speciosissima
Lineage: Eukaryota; Viridiplantae; Streptophyta; Magnoliopsida; Proteales; Proteaceae
Product: fructose-1,6-bisphosphatase, cytosolic-like
Exons: 10
Coding region: 75-1187 (370 amino acids)
Biological process (GO): fructose metabolic process; gluconeogenesis; fructose 1,6-bisphosphate metabolic process
Cellular component (GO): cytoplasm; cytosol
Molecular function (GO): fructose 1,6-bisphosphate 1-phosphatase activity
Source: RefSeq, a predicted model, not a curated record